This is a messenger RNA of Puccinia graminis f. sp. tritici CRL 75-36-700-3, 1601 nucleotides long. RefSeq lists its product as uncharacterized. Lineage: Eukaryota; Fungi; Basidiomycota; Pucciniomycetes; Pucciniales; Pucciniaceae. The record is from RefSeq and is a predicted model, not a curated record. The coding region runs from base 144 to 1283 and encodes 379 amino acids. The transcript has 2 exons.
AGAUGAGCUCUACUUACACAUUUCUUGCGUAUGGGGUUAUCGUCGGGCUGUCGCCUUCGUCGUAGUACUGACGAGAAAAUUUCUCGUAUUGAUCAGGUCUUGAAUCGGGUCAUCAUUUUCAAACUAAACAAACCAAGAACACGAUGGUUGUGGGCAAGUUACGGAUGAAGAACACGGAAGAUAAUCAGCAACCAAGCCAGAUCUACAAGCAACGCAAACGACGACAACGUACUCGCUCACCUUCGAUUGACCCUCCUCCAGAGCCGUAUGGACCGGGGGAUGUGAAGGACGAGUACCCCUCGGGCUCGUCAUCUGGUUCGCGGGCCAUGCAGGCUGAUAAGGGGAAAGCCAGACACCAAGCUGGCGACGAGUUAGUGAUACAAUGGACCACCACCUCCUCCAGAAUCGCUAAUCAACUCCUCUGUCUACCAUCGACGAGCUCCAGGGACUUCCAACAGAAACUCCGGGAGACCUUGGAUGCCGAUAACGAGGAUCUUCGGCUAGAGUCUCUCCUCGAGGACGAGCUCGUCCUCCCGCGUCGUUGGCAUGACCAUCAGAGUCGGGCUCAUGCUCGGUCCGACCUCAAUGGCCAUCAACUCGCUCGCUUGGAACCCGCCGAAUACGAGGAAUAUAUCCGGAAACGAAUGUGGAGUCAAUCGAAUCGGAAACAUUAUCUUUAUCUCAAAGAUCAAGAAGAGCAGAAACGAAAAGCUCGUGAAGAAGCUCAUGAGGCUCGCAAAAAACAUAGAGCGGACGCCAAACUUCGGGCCGAACGAGAGGCACUCAAACAGACAAACCAGAAGCUGAAGAGCCAGCAACGGUCUAGAGACUCGUACACUCGACGCUGGGAGCUGCUGAACUGUCUACUGAAUUCCGAUGGAUCUUCGAAGCCUGAGGAGACGCAGGAGGGGGAACAGAGAGGCCCGUCAGACGCACGACAGAAGCUGAAGGAAGAGAGCAGACAGGUGGUCGAGUUUGAGGAGAUUCCCUGGCCGAUCUACCCGUGUACCCGAUCAGAAGAAGACACUCUCCCAGAAAUCGAACGAUUUAAUGUCCACUCGAUCAAAGACUUCCUGGUCGGCCAUCUUCUCUCUAGUAACGAUCCCUCAACGACUGCGGAAAGGAAGAAAAUCAUCAGAAACGCAGUCCGGUCUUAUCAUCCUGAUCGCUUCGAAAGACUCGUUCUGCGUGUCAAGGAUCUCAAUCAUGCCCCUCAAAAGGCUAAGGAAUGGGGCCUGAGAGUCUCUCAAGUGCUGAAUGAAUUAAAUCAGUCAAUCGAUUGAUUCAAUUUGAACUGCUUGUAACUCUUUUUUAAUUGUAUUCUUUACUAUAUUAUUAAGCUUAUCCUAUGUUUCGGACUACGAGCCAUUGUGGAUGUGUUUUUUAAAUCAUUGGUUGGUUUGAAUUACAAAUGAUCAUUUAUUUAUUUUUUUUACAAGAAAGGGUGGUGCUUCUCCAAAGCCAUGUUUUCUAUUUAUUUACAAUGCUUCUUUGGAGUUGAUCUACUGAGUUGAGUUAUGGGUCAUCAUGGAGAACUCUAUUGGAAACUUGGGCCCAUCUUUUUUGUUACAUGUUAGAGUCAAGUUUCAACCAAUCUAUUG